AUGGCAAAACGCAGCGACGCCGAGAAGUCGGCCGUCAACUUGGACGACAUCGACUUUGACGAGCUGGACGACUAUCUGGAGCUGUUUCAACAGGACGGUGUGAUCAAAGAGGCUUUAUCCAAGGGCGUGGACCUGCGUGAGUAUGCACAACAGAUCGAAGAGGAGCUGCGCGCGGCCGAGGCGGCGUCUGUAUCCCAGUACGUCAUGAAGUCCGCUGAUAUCGUAGAGCUGCACGACGAGGUGCAGGACUGCGAUAAUCUAUUGGCUAAAAUGCAGGAGAUGCUGCUAGGUUUCCAGGCCGAUCUAGGCGGCAUCAGUGACGAAAUCCGCCACUUACAGGACGAAUCCAUUGGGAUGAACGUAAAGCUCAAGAAUCGCCGUGAGACGGAGGAUAAACUACAAACCUAUCUAGAUCAAGUGGCAGUGGCUCCAUCUCUAGUUAAAACUAUAGAUGAAGGGGAAGUGAACGAGGCGUAUCUCCACGCUUUAGUCACACUCAACGGGAAGCUCCGCUACGCAGCACUAAGCGACCCCGACCCGUCCGGCUCCAGCUUUGAUCUGGUCCCGUCACAAACUGCAGCUUUUAACGACGUGGAGGCUCAACUUAAGAAAUUAAAAGCAAGAGCUAUUGCCAGGAUUCGCGAGUUCUUACUGGCCAAGAUGAACGAAGUGAAGAAGCCGAAAACCAACGUGCAAAUGGUGCAGCAGAAUACGCUACUACCUAUGAAGUAUCUGGUGACUUUUCUGGCAGACAACGCGCCGGGAGUGGAGGAGGAAUUCAGAGAAGUGUACGCUGAAGCCAUGAGCAAGACGCUGGUGAACGUGUUCAAGUCGUACCACACAGGACUCAUGAAGUUCCACGAGGAAGUAGCAGCUCGUACUGAUGUCAUUGUGGUGGACGAGCAGUCGUUGAAAGGGAUUUUUAGCUACCGCGUGAAUUUGAGCAAGAGGAACGACACAUUCUCAGUUACUGAGCGUGAGAAGAUCUUGGAGACGGCGUCAGCACCGCCGUUGAUUCUCCAUGUUGCUCAACAAGAAGGGCUGAAACUAUCGUAUGAAGCAGUGUUCCGUAACGUGCAGCAGCAUCUGAUGGACUCAGCUACAUCGGAAUAUCUGUUCUUGAUUAAGUUCUUCAAGCCUACCAACCAACAGGAGAACGUGUUCCGUAGUCGUGACUUGUUCAUGCGUGUGUUUGCCAAGACACUGUCGCUAUGUCUCGAGAAUAUGGAGAACUAUCUGUUCACGUGCUACGACGCCAUUGGGCUUCUGCUUAUGAUCCGUCUUACAUACGCUCAGAGAUUGGUGAUGGAGAAGCGUCGUAUCCCGUGUUUGGACGCGUACUUUGACCGUGUGGCGCUGCUGUUGUGGCCGCGUUUCAAGGCUGUUUUCGAUCUCAAUUUGAUGAGCGUGAAGAACGCAAAGGCCAAGAAACUGGGACCGAUUGAUCUGCAUCCUCACUUUGUCAUUCGACGCUAUGCUGAGUUCGCCUCCUCCAUCCUCAGCUUGAGUAUGUACACGCAGCAGAAUCAUACCAAGUCUGGUGACGACUCUGCGAUCUCGACCGCUCAGAUGCAUGAAAACGGAGCAGGUGACAUGGUUCUAAGUAACUUGACGGCGAUGCGGGACGAGAUCCUGAGCUUAUUGAGUCGAUUGUCGGAGCAACACAGCAAUGCGAAGGACAAAUGCGUGUUCCUUAUCAACACCUACGACCUCGUACUCACACACUUCGAGGAGAGACGUGUCAUUUCAGAGGAGACUUCGAAGUUCGAGGAGCUGCUGGCUGCUCAGCGGGAGAAGUUCGUCGAGGAAGAGCUGAUGACGUAUUACGCCAAGCUUAUCCAGUUUGUUCGACUACAUGAGCAAGUUACACUCGGCAAAGGAGGCUCGUCGACGGGAAGUAGCCAGCAAGUUGACACUGCGCAGGUAGAGAAGAUCGUGCGGGAGUUUGCAGCGACGUGGAAGGCUGGCAUCGAGAAGAUGAACAGCAAUGUGAUGACGUACUUCUCGAACUUCCGCAACGGCAUGGAGAUACUUAAGCAAGUUCUCACGCAGUUGCUGCUGUACUACACGAGGUUUGUGGAGAUUAUCAAGCGGAACUACCAGCGACCUCCUUCAUUCAACUCGGAGAUUGUGACGACGCAGGAGAUUCUGUACGAGAUCAAGAAGUAUAGUCGGUCAUUCUAG
This is a messenger RNA of Phytophthora infestans T30-4, 2184 nucleotides long. Its product is annotated as vacuolar protein sorting-associated protein, putative. Gene Ontology annotation, cellular component: GARP complex. The transcript has a single exon. Lineage: Eukaryota; Oomycota; Peronosporomycetes; Peronosporales; Peronosporaceae. The record is from RefSeq and is a predicted model, not a curated record. Gene Ontology annotation, molecular function: syntaxin binding. The coding region runs from base 1 to 2184 and encodes 727 amino acids. Gene Ontology annotation, biological process: endocytic recycling; retrograde transport, endosome to Golgi; Golgi to vacuole transport.